Messenger RNA from Xenopus laevis (African clawed frog), 1376 nucleotides. It is a transcript of the gene rbm34.L, whose product is annotated as RNA binding motif protein 34 L homeolog. Lineage: Eukaryota; Metazoa; Chordata; Amphibia; Anura; Pipidae. Gene Ontology annotation, biological process: maturation of LSU-rRNA from tricistronic rRNA transcript (SSU-rRNA, 5.8S rRNA, LSU-rRNA). Gene Ontology annotation, cellular component: nucleolus. Gene Ontology annotation, molecular function: nucleic acid binding; rRNA binding; RNA binding. The record is from RefSeq and is marked provisional.
CGGCUGUGACGUCGCCGUCUCCUCACGCCUCUCCAUUACUGCGUGAGCGCAUGAGGGAGAGUUGUGGAGCGGCUCUGUUGCAGGUCUAGAGCGUGUGGGGACGUUAUAUAUCCGAUUAAAAUGGCUAAAGAUGGAGGGAAACUGAAGAAGAAAACUAAGAGCGCGUGUGAAUCACAGAACAGUGAAGCAGUAGUUGCAACGGAAGCCUAUGUGGCAGGAGAAGUUGCCGACAGCUUGUUUCCACAGAAAGCCAGCAAGAAUACUACACUCUUGUCCUCUCUGUUUCACACCAAAUGCCCCGCAGUCCAGCCACUUUAUGUUCCUGUUAAAAUACCCAAAAGGAAACUUCCUGAAGCAGAUGUUGCUGGCACAGAUGUAAAACAAGCACGUACAGCGAUUGCUGUAAAAGCCAAAGUCACCAAAGAAAAGGAUCUUUCAGUUGCAGAAAAAAAACUAGCAGACAGGGAGCAGUCCUUGGCAAAUGCAGAUGAAGAAGAGACGAGAAAAAACGUUCUCUCUAAGGAAAAGCUAAAAAUUAAAAAGAAUCAAAGUCUGGAUGAGGACGGCAUUGUUGUACAGCCACGGAAAAGAAAAGUGAACAGGGCAGAGGAGAGGAUAAAGAAUAAAAGAACAGUGUUUGUUGGUAAUCUGCCGGCCGACUGCACUAAACAGACGCUAACGUCUCUAUUUAAAGAAUUUGGACCAAUUGAAUCGCUGCGCUUCCGUUCUGUGGCUCGUGCGGAGGCAAACUUGUCAAGAAAAGUGGCAACUAUUCAGCGCAAAGUACACCCGAAAAGGAAUAAUAUCAACGCAUAUGUUGUUUUUAAGGAUGAGAGUAGUGCUAGUAAAGCACUCAUGAGAAAUGGAGCGGAGGUGGGCAGUGGAUUUCACAUCAGAGUUGACAUGGCUUCCAAAAGUUCUUCGCACGACAACAAGAGAUCAGCAUUCGUUGGAAACCUCCCUUACGACAUAGAGGAAGAAUCCAUCCGAAAACAUUUCUCUCAAUGUGGUGAUGUACAAGGCGUCCGAAUCAUCAGAGAUCAAAAGACAGGGAUCGGCAAAGGAUUCGGCUACGUUUUAUUUGAGAGUGCAGACGCCGUCCAACUAGCGCUGAAGCUGAACAACUCUCAGCUCUCGGGAAGAAGGAUCCGGGUUAAGCGCAGCGUUACGGCAGAGGCCGCCCAAAAAAGUACAAACAAAACAAGUUUUAAGCAGAAGUUGGACACAUUAAAUCAAACAAAACCGAUUAAGGCCAACAGUUUUGUCGGCGAAACAGCGGAUAUUGGGAAGGUGAAAAAUAAAGUACACAAGAAUAAGAAUAAAAAGAAAAAAUCAGUUGGGAUUAAGAAAAAGAAUAAAAAUUGAAAUUAAAAUCA